AUGGAUGUGGUGGUGUACCUGGCGUUGGGCGUCCUCGCCGUCGUCUUCGCCGUCUCGCUGGUCAUCCUCAUCAUCAUGUGCUACCGACGACGCUACGAGCUCUCCAGAUACAAAGUUUAUACUUUUUCAUUCACCGAAAACAAACUUCGCCAAAAUCGCUUCAAAAUCAUAAAUGCGCGGUUCGUUUCUGACCGCCACCAACCCAGUCUUUCAAUCUUUUCUAAAUUAAAGUCAUUAUAACUACUUGAAGUCGAUAUUUUUUGUGCCAACAACCUUGAGUUCAAAUAUAAUUUCAUUUUUUACAAACAUUAUUCAGGUUGAAAGUUGAUUUUACAUCUGAUUUUUGAAAAUUUGACUCGUUCAGCUCUUCCUCCCAGACUGAUUGAGUUGUUUACUUGCUAACAAAAGUUUAGAAAUACUCGUAUCCGUGACUUUCAAGCGAUAAUAAAAAUAAUUUCUGAAAAAUCAUGGAGUCGGCUCGAAUGGCUCCAAAAAAAAAAAUCCAGGCUUCUUCUUGGAUCCCCUGAAAUUAAUUGUUACUAGAAAUCCUUUCAAAAAUUAAAAAAAAUGCGAUUUUUUUUCUUAACGUAAAUUUUUGCAGUCGUCGCCCCUACGAUUCUCCAAAUUGUCUGAGAUCGACAAUAUCGAAAACCUCGUCCAGCUCAGUCCGCUGAUUGGUUGGUUCCUUUUUUACUCUUUUAACUUCCUUUUUCGUACAAGUUUUGAGAAGAAUACAUUUCGUGUUCAAUUUUUCGAGUUUGGAAUGCUUUAUAAUUAAAAUUUAACCGUUUUUUGAUAUCCUGAAAUAAAUUUUCUACUUUCCAGGCGAAAUCCUGGACAAGAACAGCUGGGUGUACGAUGUUUCUGGCCUUCUGCAACAUUGCGUGGCGGUUUUGCGGCUUUGUCAUAACCUCACGGAAAAGUUGGCGUCGGCGCCCUUGAGCCAGGUUAUAGUGUGUCUCUUGAAAGCACAGUAGAUAAAAAGCUACCGUAAUGAUAGCUUUUUUGCGCGUUUGCUCUACUGACUGUAGGAAAACGGUCAAAAGACGGCGAAAAAAAGAGGUCUCGAAGCAAAGUUUCAAAUUACUUAGAAAUUCCAUAGCGGUCUCUAUGAGAGUUUGAAGGUUCCUCUCUAGGGAUCUUAGCCCUAUGGGAACCACCUGAAUUUUUUCAAAAGGAAAAAUCCACUUUUCUUCAGAAAAGGUGAAAAAAUACUCUUCGAAAAACCAUCAAAAAAACUUGGAAUUUCUCCAUCUUCCCACUGAUUUUUGCCCUUUCCCGGUAUGUGUGUGUUUUUAUCGUUUCGAAAUUGCAACAAGAAAAAAACCAGUUUUUUUGGUUGGAAUUUCGUCAUGAAGAAGUAAACGCGCCAAGUUUCCUCAUUGAAAUUUUUAUGGUUUUGAGGGGUUAUUUGCUCGAAAAUUGUGAAAUUUAGGAAUCUUCAAGUGUAUUUAUGAUUCAAGAGGCUUUAAGAAGGAUGAAAGCUCCGAAAUUUUUCGGGAAUUUUAAAUAACAUUUUUUUCAAACAGAAUGACAUGGAAUGACUUUGAACAAGGACAAUGAAAUGAGCCAAAAUUUAGUAUAAAAUAGUAUAAAAUAAAAUAUAGAAUGAAUUCAGAAAUUUUUCGUUUUCAAAGGGGAAAUCCAGAGUUAUCCCUAUUGAACCAAUCUUAGGAGCUCUUAGAGAUUUCCCUCCAGGGACCACUAAAUCUUGCAAAAGUUGUCCCUAUAAAGAUUUGAGUUGGUGGUCACUAUAGGGGAGCAACUUAAAAAUUCUUUCUUUGGAAUUUCAGAGUGGUACCUAUAGGGAAUACUUUAUUGACCCCUAUAGGGGCUGUUAUCCCCCUAACUUCUACAUAUAGAGACCACUCGGGCGUUCCUAGGUGACUGUUGAAAAGAAAAAAAAAAACGUUUUAAAAAUUGCAUUGCAUUAAUAGGUGGGACCUCACCUUUUACGCCAUCGCGGUUACUUUAAAGCGUGAUUACUUUCACUUCGAACGGUGAUUUUUCCAGGCUCCUCCACAGCUGAGCGAAGGAAUUUGCUCGGCAACUCAACGGGUGAUGCCCCGUUUCGACGACCUUCUUUGCGCUGUCGCCAGUCCUUCGGUAAAUUUAUAAUCAUGUUUUCUGGAGUUCAUAAAAAGGAAAUGGAUUUGAAAAAAAUUUUUAAAAAAACGUUUGAAGUAAAAAUUAAAAAAACUAUUUUCAUUUUUUUAAAAUUUUGCAGGUCGACGUCCGCGUUCUGGAGGCUCGCGCAACGUCUCUGGCCACCGUUUGCUGGGCUCUUUUUCUGCCGUUUUCCCUUCUCAACGUCAAGUACAAGGAGGUGAGGUUUGGGUAGAUUAGGCCAAGAAAAACGAAUAUUUAUCAUUUCCUAAGCCUUAUAAAAAAACAGAAAGCCAUCCCCAGGCUAUCAAAAAGAAGUUAAACAUAGACAUUUUUUGGAAAUUGGACACAUUUAGUCCAUUUUUUCCUCUUGAAGUGAUGAGACUUCUCUGCGCACUCUUCUUCUCUCGGCGACCCUCCCUUUUUGACGUGCUUUUUCAUAUUUCGCUGACCUCGCCUGUAAGGGAAUAGAGACGCAGAUACUCGAAAAAUAUCAAGUCGGUGUAGAUUCGACUAUCUAGUCCAAAAAAAAAAAAAAAAUACAUGCAGAGAUCUUAAGAGUCUUCCAUGAACUGGAAAUUGAGUAUGGCCUUUCGCUUCAAAAGUUUUCAUUUAAAUUGUUUAUACUCCUUUAAGAACCGUAACAAGGAGUCCCUCCAUUUCAUCAUUAUACGAAUAAAAUCGGAAACUCUUUUCGGAAUCUGUAUAAAGUUGAGUUAAAAUUUUCAGAUUCUUUCCGUGCCACUGGCAGAAAUGGAGCAACACCUGACGGCUCUCCGAGCAGCGGCCGACCUGGCCGAGCGCGCCGAAAUGGGCAAAGUUCCCGUGGAUUGGGCGCGGAUGGACGAAGUGGCGGCCGCUGCGGCAGAAGCCGCCGCCGCCGCAGCCUCCGCUGAAGGCCACGACGGCGACGACGUCUCCCAUCAUCUGACGGAGACGACGCCGUUGGUCUCGUCGUCGUCCCUCGCGACGAACGACGACGAUGUCCCCGGUGCGACUCCGUCGACGUCGUCACACGCCGACCAUCAUGUCGUCUACCAUCCCGAACCGAUGACGUCAUCCGUCGGCCCGAAGGCCAACGGCUCCGUCAUCGUCCACAACAGCGAGGUCGACGUCGCUGAGUGAGUUUUUGGGGGUUUUCCGAAAAGAAAAUCCAUCUUCUAGUUUUUGUGGAUAUUUUGAACUUUUGCUGGACAUAGUAUUUAAGAGUUUGAGAUCUUUCAGAGUUUUAGAAGAAAAUUAUUCAAUUUGAGAAAAGAAAAGAAAAGAAAAAAAAAUAAAAAUAAAAAUAAAUGAAAAGAAACAUUCGAAAAAGUUCGGAACUACAUCAAAACGUAUUAAUAGAAAAAUUAUGACUCAGAAUAUUUCAUUCCUGAGACUGCAAAUAAAGUGGAGAGAGUGAGACGUCUGAAAUUUUCUCGGUAUCUCGUGCUGCCUCCUCUUUUCAACAAUCUCUAACCCUCUGAAUAUUUUCAACUUUUCACUCAUCGAUUUCUUAUUCAGAAAGCCUCCCUCGCCAGUCAACGGUCAUCAUCCGAUCGACCCGAAGGCGUGA
Molecule: messenger RNA, 3661 nt
Organism: Caenorhabditis auriculariae
Lineage: Eukaryota; Metazoa; Nematoda; Chromadorea; Rhabditida; Rhabditidae
Source: the annotation of a GenBank genome assembly